AUGUCGACACCCACCACCAGCUCCUACCCCCCUGACCAGCUCCCGCCAGCACCCCCGCCCAAACCCACCACCUCCGCCACGCACUCCCGCACCGCCUCCCCCCUCCCCCCCGUCUGGUCCUCCAGCCCGGCACCCCCGCCGCCGCCUCCCCCUUCAUCCGACCCCUUCAUCCCUUCCAUCCUCCAGACCAAAUCCCGCGACGACCUCGCCCACCUGCUCUCCUCCCCGCACCUCCUCGACGCCCUCUUCGCCAGCACGCACCCGCACGCGCACCAGCACGAAUCCACGCUCACCGCCGCCCUGCACCGCAACGCCGACCUCGCCGCGCGCCUGUCUGCGCUCGAACCGCGGCUGCACACCGCGCGCGACGGCGCCGAGCGCGCGCUGCUCGACGCGCGCAUGAAGGAGCGCGAGUGGCGCGCGCGCGAGAAGGAGAUGUACCAGGCGCUGCAGCCGUUCUCGUCGCCCGCGCUGUACAGCCGUCUCGUGAACGCGGUGGCGGACGCCGAGGCGGUGGCCGAGGCGAUGGCGGAGUCGUUUUUGGAGGAGGGGGGCGGCGAUGGCAGGGAUGUGGGGGAGUUUGUGAGGGAGUAUAGGGCGUUGCGGAAGGCGUAUCAUUUGAGGAGGGAGAGGAGGGAGAGGUGGGAUGAGGGGAGGGUUGGGGGGUGGAGGUGA
Molecule: messenger RNA, 675 nt
Organism: Morchella sextelata
Lineage: Eukaryota; Fungi; Ascomycota; Pezizomycetes; Pezizales; Morchellaceae
Exons: 2
Coding region: 1-675 (224 amino acids)
Biological process (GO): protein targeting to membrane; ubiquitin-dependent protein catabolic process via the multivesicular body sorting pathway; protein targeting to vacuole
Cellular component (GO): ESCRT I complex
Source: RefSeq, a predicted model, not a curated record